Leptomonas pyrrhocoris is the source of this 1592-nucleotide messenger RNA. RefSeq lists its product as hypothetical. NCBI's taxonomy places the organism in Eukaryota, Euglenozoa, Kinetoplastea, Trypanosomatida, Trypanosomatidae. The transcript has a single exon. The record is from RefSeq and is a predicted model, not a curated record. The coding region runs from base 120 to 1592 and encodes 490 amino acids.
GUCACUGCUGCAUCAGUACAUACUUCGUUUCGUCUCGCUCUCGCUUUGAGUUUGUGUGUGCGUUUCGAACCGCACGACAUACAAAUACAAGGACGGCAGAUGCGUACGUACCCGGUCGAAUGCAUCGAGGUUGCUGUAGUCCUCUGCACUACAGCUGGGCAUUAGCCGGUGGUGCACAGCUGCAGCAAACACUCCUUGUGCCUCUGCGCCAUUACUGCUCUCGCCUGCAAGCGCGCAAUGGCUCCCGGGUGUCACUGCCCCACCCCACACCUGCCUCAUCAUCUUCUUCGUCCUACUCCUCCUCUGCUUCCCCCACACUCGUUGCGUCGGCGAAUGAUUGUUCGUCUCGCAGGUCUCCACACGCGACAGCACCCGAGUUCGAUGCGGAAAUGCUCGACGCGCUGCUUGCCAUCUCCGUUUCGUUGUACGCAGACGAGGCCCUCGCGUCACCCGUUGCGGCGACUUCCCUUGAUGCGAGAUUUCUGUCCAACACAGCGGACGUUUCAAGAGUUUCCUUGGCAGGCGAUGCGACUGCCACUGCCUUCCAGGCUUCACCGAAUUGCAAUUCAAAGGAAUGGGAUGUGCGGAAAGCGCACGAAGGCGAGGUGGCGGGUCAGCUGCUGCUGCCACAGGACGCGUACGCCUCGGUGGACCCCAGCGAGCUGAUAGACGUCAUGCAGAUGACGGCGUCUUGUCAAGAGGAGACGGCGAGCGCCACGCAGCGGGACCGUUCUAGUCCGUCGAAUUCGUUGCCAGCAGCGAGCUCCUCCUUCCAUGGAGGUGCGGUGGACGCCCACCCCACAUCUUCUCCCCCCGCCCUCACCGCUGUGCUGACCUCUGGUGAGGUGCCGCUGGAGCGUAAGGUGCUGGCCUUGAUGGACACGGUGAGCCACGGCGGUGACGACCGUAGGGCCUGCACAGCAACGAUGCGCAGAGGCCCUCACACACGCGAGGAGGCGAGAAAGCGGAAGAAUGACGGCAGUUUUGAUGUCACAUCGGUCCCCGACGCGUCGUCUCCCCUCACACAGGCUUCCUCGCUCCUGCUGGCUGGGCUCGACAUGAAGGCGGUGCUCAGCCACGGCGAGCUGUCGCGGCGGCACCUGCGCCACCUGUCUCUCACCCGUUGUGACUUUUCGCGUGUGCGGUGGAGUCGCGUGACGGUCGAGGACUGCGAUCUCGCACGUGCCAUCUUUUACCAGGCGGAGUGGUGCGACGUGGUCUUUCGUCGGUGUAACUUUACGGGGUGCCUCAUGAAGGACGUUCGCUGCGGCGGGCACGUGCGCUUUGAAGACUGCGUGUUUCGCCUGGCGGCGGUUGGACUACGCUGUCAUCGAGGUGAGAGUGCCAACGAAACGCCGCUCAGCAACGACGGGAAGGGGAAAGCACGCGAUUUAAUGAACGGCGUUACCAACGACGAUCGCGAUUCGCGCGGCCGCCGAGGUGUGUCUGGCGUGCGUUUUGUACGGUGCGACUUCGACUUGAGUGACUUUCAAAACAGCAACGGCCUGAACGACCCCGCGUCCUUUGCGCAGUGCAGUAACGUGCACCUUGCCUCGCGGUUUCCUCUGCGCGCGCGCGGUGGCGUUUGUUAA